Amphimedon queenslandica is the source of this 1081-nucleotide messenger RNA. RefSeq lists its product as uncharacterized. The annotation marks the transcript as partial. The record is from RefSeq and is a predicted model, not a curated record. The transcript is spliced from 5 exons. NCBI's taxonomy places the organism in Eukaryota, Metazoa, Porifera, Demospongiae, Haplosclerida, Niphatidae.
GUUCAUGUGUGGCUGGCCUCGUUCAUCAUUUUCGAGGUUUGUUUAGCUGCUUUCUUUCUGUGUGGUGUGACUCCUUCGUAUUAUUUUGCAAUUAUGAAGAUACAGUUACAUGCUGUCUCUUUGGUGCUGUUAGGGUUAGUACUGUCUGUAACGUUGGCAGUAGAGUUACGAGAGCCCAACUUCCUGCAAGUCCCAGAGGAUCGUUCACAGUUUCUGGGCAGGGAGGUAGUGUUUCAGUGCUCUCUGGACAAUGUGACUCUGAUUCCAUGGACCAUAAAAAUGGUGCAGUUGGCUAACAGCAGGCCAAAGAUGGGGCUUUGGUAUGCUAUAAGCAACAUCAAUGAAACUGCAAAGAACUCGAAUCUGACAGUACUGGCUAGCUCUUCCUUUGAUAUGGCACCGAUAUUCUGUACUGGAAUAUUUUAUAACGAUGUCAUUGAAAAAAUUAGAUUUAAGAAAAGUGGUGUUGCUGUCCUCAGGGUUCAAGGUGUGCCAGAUGUCAUCACUCAAUUUAACGGAGACAAUACCUCUAGCACUAUGAUCCUCUUUGAAUGGACUCCCCCUACUCAUCGCCGUGGCUUGCCACCAUGCUGCGACUCCUACUACAUAAAUAUCACUCAUUUCUUAUCAUCGGAGAGUAUUGUUGAUGAUAAUGUCACAUCUCCCAGCAUUGAAUUCUCUAUUUCCGAGGAUAGGCUCUGUGAUGUACUGCUGGUGAGUAUCGUUGCAACUAAUGUUGUAGGAGAUGGAGCUGAAUUUAAACAAAGAUGGUCACUAGGAGGACAUUUUGAGACAAGAACUGCUAAUACUUCACUGAUGUAUACCAGUGCUGGUGCACUUAUAUUAGAUAUUAGGAUUGAGAUCAGGGGCUAUUGCCUGUCUGAUCUUAGUAAUGUGACUUUCUCUCUUCGUUGUGAUGAUACUCCAAAUGAUCUGGUGACUACAAGACUGAUCAAUGCCCUCCCUAAUGACAGAGCUCACUCAACUGAACUGAACCUGACAAUAACUGACAUACACACUGAGAGAAGGUGCUUGUGGGAUGUAGCACUAGACAAUGAUGUGGACUAUAACGGGCUCCUUA